Malaya genurostris is the source of this 5562-nucleotide messenger RNA. It is a transcript of the gene drpr, whose product is annotated as protein draper. NCBI's taxonomy places the organism in Eukaryota, Metazoa, Arthropoda, Insecta, Diptera, Culicidae. Gene Ontology annotation, molecular function: protein binding; scavenger receptor activity. Bases 1508 to 4825 code for a protein of 1105 amino acids. The transcript is spliced from 10 exons. The record is from RefSeq and is a predicted model, not a curated record.
UCGAGAAGCCGAGUGAUUCAGUUAGUUGUGUUGAAGGUUUCUUAUUUUCGUAGGCGUUUUCAUUUUGUGAACAAUGUACACAGUGGCAAUCUGAUUGGAUUGACCAGUUGGAGAAAUAAGUUCAUAUUUAAAGUGUAUUCAUUUGUUACGAUUACGAAUGAAAGAAUCGUUUGAAUUUGGAAUACGUGAGCUAGCUUGUUUUUUGAAAAUUUCGAAAUAAAAUAGUCGACAAACGAAGCACUGCGAGAAACAAAGAAGUUCAGUUUUACUACACUGCAUGUAUUUGAUCAGCGUCAUAUUCAUAUCUUGCUUCAAUUUUAAUGUUGAUAAUGUUGUUUUGAUUCUACACUCAACAAAAGUGAAUAUUGCAAAAAGUUCGAAUGUGAAAUUUGUGUCGCCACGGAAAGGAAGAAAGUUUACUAGCAUAUGUGUGCGUUUGUGAUGAUAUGCUAGGCCGCGAGCAAAACUGAGCGGUGAAAUAGCUGUAUAUUUUCAUAGUCGUAGUUACGGCAGCUGAAAACCUGAAGUGCGAGUGAUGGAAAAGCUGCAGCAGGAGUACUACUGGCAGAAGUAAACGCUCGAAGAAAUUAUUCAAUCGUUUCGUCAUCACCACUCAUUGAGCAAAUAAACAUCGUGCGAGCGUUCCCUCGACCAUUUUUCGUUGUGUCGAAAGCCGAGCAGAAGCUACAUCGGACAUCGCCUAGAACCGAACCGGCUUAUUUUCGUAUCAACUGGCUACUGGCGGUCACACACAUUAUCUGCUGCUGAUAUCGUCGUCAGUCGUCGACGUCAGCCACUUGCUGCAGUCUAUCAGUCAAUCAAUCAGUCAGUCUACCAGAGGAUGAUGCAUCAGCAUCUUCUCAAUCAGUGAACAAUGCAGUGAAAAGUGAGUCUUCGCCACCACCGCCGCCACAAUCACAGAGCUUAUGAGGCUUGUUGUUGUUAUCAGCCGUAGAAGGAAGUACGGACUUCAGUUCUGCCGGGCGGAGUAAUUGAAAAAUUGCUGCACCAAAUGCACAAACACAUCGUCGAUUCGAGCCGUACAACGUAGAUGUUAGUUCGUUCCUGUUUCACUUUCGUUGGUGCUCCGAGCGGAAAGUUGAAGUUGUGUUCUUGUUCAUGUUUCACUCAGUGCACGUUAGUCGUUUGAUCAACGAGAACCAGUCGAUUACGAAACUAUGGAGUAACGUUGUAACACAGCGUCGACUGAUCUUUGAAACAGGUUGAAUCAUAAACAGAUCGCCGUUCGUGCACUGCCAGCAAUUUGCUAGUUUUGUUGUGAUUCACAAACCGCACGUGUGCGUUUAGUUUACUCGACAGUUUAGGGGAAAUGUUUUAUGAAUGAAACGAACGUGGCUGCCUGUGUGACUCAAGUCGAUCUCGGAAGGAACACUACAAUAACAUUCACCACCAGCUGCCGGAGAAUGUGAAUGGUUUGUGAAGGUCUAGUAGCUAACAAAGUGUUUGUGAACAGAAGUGGCGGAUUGAAAUAAAAAAAAAUAUCACAAUGCAAUAUUCUCGACUGAUAAGUCUUCGGACACUAAGUUUAAGUACGGUGCUGUUUGCCAUUUUGGUUGCCGGCCAGCUGGAUAAGGUUGUCGUUGAUGACGAUCUGGAGGGACCGAAUGUGUGCAAAGAGGUCGAACAGUUCCAACUGUUUGUCACUGCCCCAAGGGAGGUAACGUACCAGGAACGCUACCAGAAGUGGUGUGUUGCCGUUCCACCUCGCUGUUCCGCGUACAGAGUGAAAACUAAAAUCGUCAACGAAACCACGAGUGUUACGAAAGAGAGAAUACUGAAAAAGUGCUGCGGGGGCUACGAGAAGGACCAGACUGGGCUGCGAUGCAGACCGGUUUGCACCAGAGGUUGCAAGCACGGUGAAUGCAUUGCCCCCGAAGAGUGUCGCUGCGACCAAGGAUACGUCGGAAAAACGUGCAAUAUAAAUUGUCCACCGAUGCGAUGGGGUUCGGAUUGCAGUCAGAAGUGCGAAUGUAAAAACAACUCGACCUGCAACGCACAGGAUGGUCGAUGCCAGUGUCCGAAGGGUUACCGCGGUCAGUUCUGCGAGUUCCAGUGUCAAUCCGAUCGGUUCGGGCAGGACUGCAACGAACUGUGCCAGUGCCUCAAUGGGGGUAAAUGUGAUCCAGUGUCCGGGGAAUGCUACUGUGCUCCCGGUUUCACCGGACCAUUAUGCGCCCAGAAAUGUCCGGAAGGUAAGCAUGGCGAACAGUGCCGUUCGGAUUGUCGCUGCCAGAACGGAGGAAGCUGCGACUCGCAAACCGGUGAGUGUGUUUGUCCUGCUGGUUACACUGGGACGGUGUGUGCGAACCGCUGUCAGGGACAGCGGUACGGUUUGCAUUGUGCAGAAAAGUGUGAAUGUUUCAACGGAGCCGAUUGUAACCAUGUCACGGGAGAAUGUAUCUGUGCACCGGGUUUUAUGGGAGCAAAGUGUUUGGAUUCGUGUCCGACUAAUAACUACGGCAUAAACUGUACCGAAACGUGCCGCUGUCUGAACGGAGCCGAGUGCAAUUCUGCAACCGGCAAGUGCACCUGUGCCGCCGGCUGGACAGGAGCCGACUGUGGCCUCCGGAUCUGUCCCGAUGAUCGAUUCGGAGCGGAUUGUAACGGUCAAUGUGAAUGCAACGAAAAACAUACUAAAAUGUGUCAUCCGUGGACUGGAAAGUGCCUCUGCAAGCCAGGUUGGAGUAGUGCCUCUUGCGACAGGCCAUGUCCAUUUUUGCGCUACGGACAGGAUUGUUUGAUUCAUUGCAACUGUAAAAAUAACUCACCUUGCAGUCAUAUCGACGGAUCGUGCAACUGCAUUGCCGGUUUCAUGGGAGAAAACUGUGAAGAACAGUGUGGCAACGGAACGUUCGGUCAAAACUGCAGCCAACAGUGCGAGUGUAUGAACGGUGCCUCGUGUUCGGCGGAAAGCGGCCAGUGUUUCUGUUCGCCGGGUUGGCAGGGAAUUCGCUGUGAUCGACCGUGUGACACCAAUUACUAUGGGAAGGAUUGUACGGAAAGGUGCAAGUGCGACAAUGGCGGUGUCUGCAAUCCGGUCAAUGGCCAAUGUACGUGUCCGGCCGGGUGGACGGGAGAGCGUUGUGACAAAAAGUGCGAAUCCGGUCGAUUCGGGCAAAAUUGUUUGCAAAGCUGCGAUUGUCACUUGGAUAAUACGCUGGCUUGCAAUGCUACCACGGGAAAAUGCAUUUGCAAAGCGGACUGGGGUGGCGUUCGCUGCGAAAGCCGUUGUCCCCUGGGUUACUACGGUGAAACAUGCGACGAAAUCUGUGCGUGUCACAAUAAUUCCUCGUGCGAUCCGAUCUCGGGAGAUUGCGUCUGUUCUCGUGGUUGGACCGGUCCGACCUGCAAUGAUCCGUGUCCGGACGGUUUCUUCGGGCAUGGCUGCAAAGAGCAGUGUCCCGAUUCGAAGGCGGGCAAUACGACGUGUGACCACAUAACCGGUCAGUACACGUGUGGUCCGGGAUACAUUGGCACUACCUGUGAACAUCCGUGUCCGUCUGGAACGUACGGCAUCGAGUGUCGAAUGAAGUGUACCUGCCGGAAUGGGGGUGAGUGUUCUCACGAAACGGGCAUGUGUCAAUGUCCACCAGGAUGGACCGGAGCAAACUGUGAAGCAGUAUGUCCGAACGGAUUUUACGGUGCGAACUGUAGUCAGAAGUGCAACUGCAAAAAUAAUGCUAAAUGUCGGAAAAACGAUGGCCAAUGUAUUUGUGAUCCCGGCUGGAUGGGAAACCGUUGCGACGAGGUUUGUCCGGAGGGAUUCUACGGUAAUCACUGCAUGGAGUCCUGCAACUGUCCGCCAGGAAACUUUGUCUGUCAUGCGGCGAAGGGUUGUGUGUGCAGUUUAGGGUACUACGGCGAAAAGUGUGACAAAUCGCGCGCGGAAGCUAAGGUGCAGGAAACCGAUGAUGCUUCCAAUGCCGGUCUUGCCUGGGGUCUGGUGCUGGCCAUGAUGUUCGUCGGAGUCAUCGUCGCCCUGUUGCUCUAUCAUCGCAGACGGGUGGCGAAUUUGAAGGCCGAAGUCAGUCACAUCGUCAACUACAUGAUCCAGGAACAACCGGGCCACUUUGACAAUCCGGUCUAUUCCGCUUAUCAGGGACAACCGGGAACCGGAGGAGGUCAGUCCACGACCGGUCGAAGUGCGACCGACAGUAACGGCCUACUCGCCAACGGCUCGUUGAUACGCAACAAUCUGCGGAACCCGAAAUCGAAUCUGGAUAAAUAUCGUUACCCGGAGAAUGAAUCUCUUGGGACCGAUCGAUCAUACUCCAUUCAAUUUCUCUCGGAAAGCCAGAAGAAUUUUGAUGCCGACAUGACCAACCCGAAUUACAACACAAUCGAUGAUAAGGAUCAUGUCUACGAUGAGAUAAAGCACAAAGAUGGUUACAAAGAUCUCGACACUGAAUACGAUCAUCUAGAUUACUCUCGACCGGGAAGUUCGCACAAGGCGCACUAUUUCCGGAUGACCAAUCCAUUAAACAGUUCACCGAAGGAAAUCAACGUGCUGCGAGAGAACGGCACCAUCAACAAUCUGUCGUCGCCGGGUCUGACCGGUCGUUUGCCGUUGGUAAUCCCACCGCUAGAUGAGGCAAUUGGUGGUGGUGGUGACCUCGGAGCCGAUUGCGGUUCUUCCUCGUCCAACUCGUCUCCUACGCCACCGCCCCUUCGAGCCGUUACCACUGGCAUGGAUAGCGGCAAUCUGUACGUGAAAAUGAACUCCGAAGGUUCGUCACCGGCUGGCAGCGAAAAGGAGUGCAACGCCAGUAGUAAGAUUCCCGAGCUUCAACUCAACAUCAAGUGAACGCGGGAUUGCUCAGUUUUCCUUCCUAUCAGUCGUAAUUUUAAAUGUAAUCACUGAAUCAAUCGCAUGAAAGUCAUGUUAGUUUAGUUAAUUUACGUUAAUAAUAGUAUAAUUCCGAAAAUCUACAUUUUAUCGAUUAUGAUUGUGAUAUAAAGUUUGAGUGUUUUUUUGCAAGUUUGUUAAAAGUAAGCUUAUUAGUUUCUUUUCUAGCGUUGGAAAGCAAAUGCAAGAAUCUGAUUAGACUACUAACUAGCAAUUGAAUGAAACGAAACAAUAACCGCGAACGGUGGCAAUUUAUUAGAUUUCCCUGCAAGGUCUAAGAAGAAUAUAAUUGUAUUACAUAGUGUGCCAAAAAGCCAACUUUUUCUCAUACACCGGAAAGUACGUAUUUAUAGCUCAGAAAAUUAGUAAACGGUGCGAAAGCAGCAAAAAAUAUUUACAUCAGUUUACACGUUGGAAUGAUAUUUUGGGAUAUUACCGGAAAAAAACUAAAGUUAUCUAUAUCGAUGAGAGACAGAUUUCAAUCAGUUUUAAACACGACCUGCCCGUCUAUAAAGUUUUUAAUGUUUAUAUAUUGAUGCUGCAAUUAAGAGAGAAUAAGAUACAUAUUUAUAUACAUUUGGAACAGCGAUACAAAAAAAAAGUUGAAAAGCAUUAUCAAAAACAUUUCAUUGUAUGUUAGUUGUGUUACUAAAGUGUAAGCGUUGAAAUCUAUUUUUAAUAAAUAUAGACAUGUA